GGGAGAGAGAGAGAGAUUACCAACACGAGAGCAGGUAGAGAAUAGGGCAAGAUUCCUUCCAGCUUCAACAUCUGGGUCCCAUGACGUGUGUAGCCAUGGACAGUGGAAUAAAACCAUGCUCACAGUGAAAGCCAUCAAAGGAAUUAAAAAGGAAGUAAAUAUGAUGAAGAAUGAAGAUGCAAAUUGUAGUGUGGACAAUACGCAAGCUUCUCCCUUUUCUCACUGCCUGCAGCCACUGAGUCCUGUUACAAAGGCACACAGAACAACUCAUUUCGGUGAAGAAUUCAGACAGCAUCUUUCACAUUUCCGCUAUGGCCCUCCUCCUCUUGGAGACAUGGAAAGUUUCCAGGGGUCCUUGGAAGGAGGGUCUCGGAAACGCAAGAGCAUGCCAACAAAGAUGCCCCCUUCUAUUGCACUUGAGGGCUCCUCAUCCCCACCGCACAGACCUGAAGAUCAUAAUGAUAUAGAUUCUUCCAGUCUUCCUAUGGCCUUUCAACAACCAGCACAGCCAAAGUACAGUUCCCAGAUGAUUGAUCUCUGCAACUUUGGUUUUCAGUUCUACAGAUCUCUGGAGCCCUUCGGAGCCAAGUCCAUUAAGCAAGAACCAGUGAAACCCAAUUUGGCAUGGCCCAGUAGUCCAGCAUUCGUGCAGGCUCCUUAUCCUUAUUAUCCUAAAGUCCAUCCUGGCUUAAUGUUUCCUUUUAUCAUGCCUCCAAAUCUUCAUUUCAGGAACCCUUUUCAAAUGAAAAGGCCUCCAGAACCACCCUUCCGGAGGGCUGAAGUAAGAGAAAGUGGUGAAAAUAAACAGAAAGUAGAAAGAGUAGACGUCAACCUUCAGAUAGAUGACAGCUACUAUGUUGAUGUUGGGGGUGAACAGAAACGCUGGCAAUGCCCAAUGUGUGAGAAGUCCUAUACAUCCAAGUACAAUUUGGUUACCCACAUCUUGGGGCACAGUGGCAUUAAGCCACAUGCUUGUAAUCGAUGUGGCAAGCUUUUCAAGCAGCUGAGCCACUUGCACACUCAUAUGCUAACACACCAGGGCACAAGGCCACAUAAGUGCCAGGUGUGCCACAAGUCUUUCACUCAAACCAGUCACCUUAAGAGACACAUGAUGCAGCACAGCGACAUCAAGCCUUACAACUGCAGGAUCUGUGGAAGAGGCUUUGCUUAUCCCAGUGAGCUGAAGGCACACGAGUCUAAGCACGAGAGUGGCCGAGAGAACAUUUGUGUGGAGUGUGGUCUGGACUUCCCCACGCUGGCCCAGCUGAAGAGACACUUAACAACUCAUCGUGGCCCAAUACAGUACAAUUGCACUGAAUGUGAUAAGACCUUCCAGUACCCAAGUCAGUUGCAAAACCACAUGAUGAAGCACAAAGACAUCCGUCCAUAUAUCUGCACUGAGUGUGGCAUGGAGUUUGUGCAGCCCCACCAUCUCAAACAACACUCUCUAACUCACAAGGGUGUAAAAGAGCACAAAUGUGGAAUCUGUGGACGGGAGUUUACUCUGCUGGCCAACAUGAAGAGACAUGUCCUGAUCCACACCAAUAUCAGAGCCUAUCAGUGCCAUUUGUGCUUCAAGAGCUUUGUGCAAAAGCAGACUCUCAAGGCGCACAUGAUUGUUCACUCCGAUGUCAAACCCUUUAAGUGCAAGCUGUGUGGAAAGGAGUUUAACCGAAUGCACAAUUUAAUGGGACAUAUGCACUUACAUUCAGACAGUAAGCCCUUCAAGUGCCUCUACUGUCCCAGCAAAUUCACCUUGAAGGGGAACCUCACCAGGCAUAUGAAAGUCAAACACGGGGUCAUGGAAAGAGGAUUUCAUUCUCAAGGUUUUGGAAGAGGGAGAAUUGCUCUGUCCCAGACAAAUGUGUUGAGAAGCUUGGAACAGGAAGAGCCCUUUGAUCUUUCCCAGAAAAGCCAAGGGAAGGGGAUCUCAUUUCAUUCGGAUGGCGAGAGUGCCAAGGGAAGCUCAUGCCAAGAAGAAGAAGAAGACAACUGCUAUGAGGCAGAGCAGUACAGCCCUGGUGUGUACCAUCAUGACAGCAACAAGUUGUACGUUCCUCAAGAUCUGUCUGGCAAACCACAGUGCAUGAUGAAGGGCUUCAGAGAGUCUUACUGCAGUGAGAAGGAAGAAAUAUUAAGUGAGGAAGGACUGGAGAAGAGAGUAGGAGAUUCCAACAACCAGGAGAGCCCAGGAGAGAGAGACCUUGCAAACGACAAGGAGCACCUGAGCUUUAGAGCCUUUGAAAAAGCCAGUCUGGGGCACUCUCUCUCUGAUUACUUGUAUUUCAAGCACAGGAGCAAGAGUCUGAAAGAAUUACUGGAAAGAAAAAUGGAAAAACAGACAAUGCUUAUAGGCAUUUAAAUGGACGUUUUAAAACAGCUGGAAAAUGAGAAACAGAUAGCUUUGAGCAUGAACUGUAAUUUACCAAAGCCUGGCAUUUUUCAGUAGUCUUUACAAAUGAACAAGCCCAAACAGUAAAAAUAUAUUAAAGUAAAAAACAUACAUGAAAAGAACAAAGCAGUCCACAGAGAUCAAGAAACACAAUAGAUUUUGAACUAUAAGAUUUUUAUACUUAUCCAUUUGGUAUACAAGCAGAUGAUAGGGUGGGUACAGAAGUUUAUUUUCCUCUAUCUGGUAUCUGGGGUGGUAUAUAUUACACUCAAUUUUCUAGUUAGCAGACAGAAAAUACUUUAGUAUUUCAUUUAUUAUCUGACUAAAUAUAUUUGACCGCUUCUAAGCACAGGUCUCAAAAAAUCUGGAAAUACUAAGCAUUUCACAGCAUAAGCAAGAGAACUGUUAAAGGUGGUGCGUAUAAAAAUGCCAUCAAUCUCAGAUCACUUCAUGUACUGCUGUGACUUACAGUGAGGAAUGGGAAAAAAAUUAUGAAGAAAUGCUAACAUCUUUGUCUUGUGAGACAGUGAAGUGCAAAAGUGUAAGGCUUUGGAAGGGCUGAAAUUUUUUAUGGUCACAGAAGCUUUUGCUCUGGCAAAAGGAUUGCCUGUGUUUCGCUGUGUUUCAGUCUGUAUGGAAGCAUUCAGCAGUUCUUCAGAUGAAAUGGCAUGGACUGCGUUGACAUUUUGUUCUAAUGUCUGCUCACACCAAUACAUUUAAUGAGCAGCAGCACGUAGCAUUUGCAAGUAUUGCUGUAAUUACACAUAAGACAAAGAGAGUAAUUUCAUUGAGAAAAUGAUGUAGUUUUGCCAUUUCUCUUCCAGUUUAUCUUGGCAAGCAGAUAUGAUUUUUUAACAUACAAAGCCCAAUCAGAUUUUAUUUUGGAAGGGAUUCCAAAAAAGAGCCUUGUAAGGGUGAAGCAAUAGUUCACAAAGAAAGACAAGUUUUUUAUUUUCUCAUAUCUGAGUCAGAAUUUUUCCCUCAUUAACACAGCUUGAGUGAGCUCCUGGCCCUUCAGAAUAAUUCCACUCAUGCUGUUUUAAUGAGUCAUUCCCAGCUUUUUAUUCUGAUUCUCAUACAAUUAGAUGUUCAUAACAAAGAUGCUAGAAGCACAUUCCAUUAAGCACACUCCAUCAAUAGCAUUGUUUGGCCAGCACCUUGAAUCCUCAUCUUCAUCAUACAUCUUCAGCAUACAAGUGGCCCCAAGCCAUUCUGUUACUUAUAAGAAAAUAAAGAUUUAAUAAGUCGUUUAAUUAUUCCUAUAGCAUUUUUGGAAAUUAUAGCUCAAUAGGUAAAACUCCUCUAACUAUGGUAUUUUGUUACCAAAUAUUGCUACCUUCUUCAUUUCCCUACCAAUAUCUUAAUUUGGAAUACCUUGUUAUCAUGCUUGAUAUUUAUUAUGUAGGUAACUCCAAAAGUAAUGCCUUCCAUUUAUUUCUACGGAAACCCCAAAAGAUACAAAGAGCACAAUAACACUAUUCUACAGAAAAAAUUCUCAGUUACAAAACACUGUUUUCUGAUGUAGUCACCACCACUGGCUAUGCAUUUUUACCAGCGAUGAAUGAGAGCCUGAAUGCCACGCUUGUAACAAUCUGCACCAGUGGAGGUGACCUGCUGUUGUGUCACUACUGCUGAAACACACCACCCACACCUCACUGUGCUCACAUGCACUGUUUGGUCUCCAUGAACAUUCAGCAAACAUCAGUGAAUGUCAGUGGGUGCCAUUUUUUAUGCAUGGAGGAAUUCAGUGACACACCUUUGAUUCAUACACACCUCCAUGUCAUAUGCCAUUCUGUCAGUGCCCCUCUGCUGUCAUCUGUCACGUGGCAACAAGAUGCAAUGGGGUGCUGGUGGGAAGGUUCAACCUCUAUUGUCAUACCAUCAACAUACAUCUCUGAUGUCAUGGACCAACAUGACAUAGGAGGCAUUACUUUUGGAGCAGCCAUUGUAAGUUAUAUUAUGUACAAAGUCACAUUCUUGUGGCUUGCUAAUGCAAGAUAGACGUAGAUUAGAUGUAAGGAAAAUCUUUUUUUCUCAGAGAAUGGCCAGGCACUGAAUGGCCUGCUGAGGAAGGUGGUGGAGUCGCUGUCCCUGGCAGGCAUCUGGGUGAGGAGCUAUGAGAUAUGAUUUAGUGGCUUGUGGUAGCAAUGGUGAUGGGAGGACGGUUGGACUAGAUGAUCCUGUAGGUCCUUUCCAACCUUGUGAUUCUAUGAUUCUAUAAUUCUAUGAUUCUGUGAUUCUAAGAAGCCUGUUGCUGCAGCUCUCUGCCUUUCUAAAAAACCUCUCACAUUACAGAAGGAUUAAUUCUCACACCAAUUAAAAAGCAAUCACAAAGCAACAGUACUUAUUUAGAAUACAAAACUGUGUUUGUAUAGGCUGAGGUUGUAGGAGGUGGUUCUAUUUUUCAGUAUCCAGAACUGGCAUAAUAAGAAUUCUGAAUGACUAGGAGAAUAAGCUGUUGGUGUAAGAAGUUUUACAGUACAGUUCACUCCUCUAAAUAUAAUUAACCAUAGUUGAUGUACAUACUUUUUAAAAACAAAGAGGAUAUGUAAAAUUGAUGUGGAGUGUAGGUGACUUCAGGACUAGAUUGAAUGAUGUCUUUCAACAUAGGGUAUUUUUCAGAUCCUUUAUCAUAUACAUUUUUAAUGUUUUUUUCAUAUACAUUCAACUUGUUCCUUGCUUCAACAGCAAGAUAACUCCUCUUUAAAGUGUAAUGUGUACAGCUGCUUUCUUUCUUGGACUACAGGAGAAGAGAUCAGGUAGAAAUUCAGUGUGAUCUAUGAGAUGAUUGCCUCUUAGAGAAGGGGAAAAUGACAGUUACCUUCCUGGUAAUGUAUUGCUUCUACCAGACAGAAGUUUCUGUUUUAGAAUGCGUACAGCCAACAGCUGAGUACCACAAACUCUUGGAAAUAUCUCUGUCAAGCUGAUAUAUUUCCAUUCCACUUUUGCAGCCAUAACAGUUCCUAUAAUUACAUGAAUAAGCAAGAGAUCAGGAACAUGGCUGCAGUUCCUAUAUUUUUUUCUUUAAUGCAAUUUAUAUAACUUAUAUAUUUAUAUAAUUUGCUAAACAUAUACACGCAGAAAGUAAAGGAGUAGGAGUACCCGGAAUGGCAAUGCUAUUUAGGAUUAAUUUGUAACAUAUAUCACUUUUCCUGUGUUCUUCCUAGAAAGUGGAGAAUAUUCCAUUACAGAGAGAAUGUGCCCAGUCACACAGUCACCCUAAGCUCAUUCCCAAGCCCCUUAGGCUAACUCACCUUAGAGUAGUAAAGAAUUUGUUUAAAAGCUCAAUCGCCAGUUAGAGGAAUUGUAAACAAAAGCAAUACUGAGAUAAAAAGACAAGUAUCAAGUGACCCAUGCAAAGGGAUUAGGAGGUGGCAGCCCUCCCUGCUGCAGAACUUAAUGUAGCUGAGUUUAAGACACUUGUUAUAAAGAGGCCUCAAGGGACAAAUUAUAAGUGAAAUAACAGCCUUCAUUGUGAAGCACCUUGCUUGUCAAACAUAAGUUAUUUUCACACUAUUUACAUUGGCACCAUUCUGGGAACAGACAGUAACAGCCUUUGCUUUUUAAUAGCUUAGAAAAUGCUUUAUAGAAGUUUACUCUCAUAAUGAAGCUAUUUCCCAUCUCUAGAUUUUUAGGGAUUAGCUUCCUUGUUUUGCUUUGAAUAGAGACCUAGUAAUCCUGUAGAGACAUUUUCUGUGUCCUGACCUUGGGAAAAUCUUUUUUUUUUUUCUUUUCUGAUUACCAAAAUGAGUCUAUCUACUCUCUUUUUACAAUAUUGUAGACAAAAAUGCUUAUAUCUGACUCUUCGCGGCUAUUCCAAUUUUCAACUUUGAUAGCAUAAUAAAUUAAGGCCCAGUCUUCGUCACUCAUAUCACAUCCAUAUAAUUUUCUUGCAUUAUUACAAGAGCCUAAGUUCAUUCUCUUGGAAAGCAUCAGAACAAAUGAGAGUGAGCACAAACUCAUACAGCUGAGACAUUUUCCAAAACAGAUGCUCAGGAAGCCUUGCUGAGUAAACAGUAAAUGUGCAACACCAUAAUGAGGCUGAGAAAGUGAAAGCAUGUGGCUUGUUAAGUAGGAGAUUUUUCUGCUCUUUAGAGCAGCAAAGAGAUUUCUGGAAGAUGCUGUCUGCGGAGAGUAGUGGAUGAAAAUUCAAAAGCUGGAUUAAGAAAAUCUGAGGAUAAAGGAGCAUAAUAUGUUUAUUAAGAAAGAGAAGUUGUGAUCUGUAAUGAGUGAUGUUUUGAGUUUGGCCCUCAGAGCAGAGCCAUCUCCUUGUGAUAUGGAGUUCUCUUGGCUGCCGAGCAGCUUCUGAUUUGUGACAGCAAGGACAGGUGCUACGUGCUCAGUAAAUCAAAGGAUAAAACACUUUUUAACAAUGUUAUAACAGAAUUUUAUCCUGUGCUGUGGCUUACAAAACACACUCUUGGAAAGUUACAAGAAACACCUAAUUCUACUGCACUCACCUCUUUACAAAUCUGCCUUGAUCCCAUGGCUAUUCUCUGAUUUCUCUCUCCAUACGGUGCUGCUGGACUCUGCUAUUAUUAGUGUACGGUUAAGAAGUAAUAUAAGUACUGUAUUUAUUACAUCAAGAGUUCCUAAUAAUUAUUAACAGUUUUGAAAAUAAAUGGUGUCUGCUUAGCUGAACAAGAUAUAACAGAGCUAACAUUUUGUACUCCUAACAAGUUCUGCAUAUAGUAUGGUGUAUAUUUAUUUCACACAAAAUGCUAGGUUGUUAUUUGAAACCCAAACUCAAAAAAAUGGACCGACUUUCUGAAUACUUGGUUUCUGGCAUUCAAUUUCAGUAGUAAAAGCAUAUAUGAUGUAUUGUAUUAACUUAAUUAUAUAUUAGAGAUGCUGCUGUACUUUGUGUUGAAAUGGAUCUGGAGUUCUUGGCACCUUUGCUAUUUUACAUAAUAAACACAUGGGGAUGAUCUGACAAA
Molecule: messenger RNA, 7329 nt
Organism: Gallus gallus (chicken)
Lineage: Eukaryota; Metazoa; Chordata; Aves; Galliformes; Phasianidae
Gene: ZNF366
Product: zinc finger protein 366
Exons: 6
Coding region: 116-2362 (748 amino acids)
Biological process (GO): regulation of transcription by RNA polymerase II
Molecular function (GO): DNA-binding transcription factor activity; RNA polymerase II cis-regulatory region sequence-specific DNA binding
Source: RefSeq, a predicted model, not a curated record